Molecule: messenger RNA, 2431 nt
Organism: Equus quagga
Lineage: Eukaryota; Metazoa; Chordata; Mammalia; Perissodactyla; Equidae
Gene: RAB21
Product: RAB21, member RAS oncogene family
Exons: 7
Coding region: 225-896 (223 amino acids)
Biological process (GO): Rab protein signal transduction
Molecular function (GO): GTPase activity; GTP binding
Source: RefSeq, a predicted model, not a curated record
CGUAGGAGGAAGGAGACGCCAUUAGAGGAGGCGCCGAGGCAGCCGUCUUCGCUUGUCUUCGGCUUCCCGGCGCGGGGCUGGGGCUCUUCCCUCCCGCCGACGUUCCCUCGGCCUUGCCAGGCCUCGCGCGGAGGCGGAGUGGAGCCGGCGCCCGGGUCGCAGGGCCGGGCGGAGGGCCUGCUCGCGCGGCCGUAAAGGCGCUGCGGCGGCCGGGAGGCAACGCGAUGGCUGCGGGCGGCGGGGGCGGCGGGGCGGCGGCGGGCCGAGCCUACUCGUUCAAGGUGGUGCUGCUGGGGGAAGGCUGCGUGGGGAAGACGUCGCUGGUGCUGCGCUACUGCGAGAACAAGUUCAACGAUAAGCACAUCACCACUCUGCAGGCAUCAUUUUUAACAAAGAAGUUAAAUAUUGGUGGGAAAAGAGUAAAUCUUGCCAUAUGGGAUACAGCAGGUCAAGAGAGAUUCCAUGCAUUGGGUCCAAUUUACUACAGAGAUUCAAAUGGAGCUAUUUUAGUUUAUGAUAUAACAGAUGAAGAUUCUUUUCAGAAGGUUAAAAACUGGGUCAAAGAAUUACGGAAAAUGUUGGGAAAUGAAAUCUGUUUAUGUAUAGUUGGUAAUAAGAUAGAUUUGGAAAAGGAGAGACAUGUUUCCAUUCAAGAAGCAGAAUCGUAUGCAGAAUCUGUGGGAGCAAAGCAUUAUCAUACUUCAGCCAAACAGAACAAAGGAAUUGAGGAACUCUUUCUUGACCUUUGUAAAAGAAUGAUAGAAACAGCGCAAGUGGAUGAGAGGGCAAAAGGCAAUGGCUCCAGUCAGCCAGGAGCUGCAAGGCGAGGUGUACAGAUUAUCGAUGAUGAGCCUCAAGCCCAGAGUGGUGGCGGAGGGUGCUGUUCUUCUGGAUAACUGUUCACACCUAAGAAAUUUAAAACAAACUGUGGAUCAUUGCCCUCAACAUGAAGACUGCCAUAUUCCAAGUCACAUUAUUUUACCAAUGGAAUUAUAGAAUUAACAGUAUUUUAAAUUACAUUUAUAACACUGCAGAGACCUUAAGUGCUAAACAUAGUGGAGUUUGUGACCAGAGAAUUGGCAUUUUCUACAAAUGUUAACAAAGCAAUUACCAAUGGCCUUUUUACAUAUUUUUUCUUUAAUAAGGAAUAGUGUGCAUGUGGAAAAGACCUACUUAAAGCCUUCAUUUAUAUUCUUUUAAAUCAAAUCUUUAUUUAAUAACUUAUAUAUGUUAUUGGAAUGGUAUACAUUUUUGCAGCCCUUUGCAUUUUGUGGUAAUUUGAAUUGUAUCACUUCUAAACAGCAAACUGUUUUUGUUUUUGUUUUUUUUUUAUUAGCAGAUACCCGAAGUACUAUUUUUGCAGGGUUUGCACAGGCCCCUAACUGUCUACUACUUUGGUAUAAUCUGUAUACAUCCUGUAUGCUGAGCUGGUAAAAUAACAUUGUAAAUUACGUAUUAAAUAUUUUAUUUGCUUUUACAGGCACAAGGUGCAAAAAUAUAUACAGUAGUCUCAUUGAUGACUGUAAAGUGAAUUAACAUUUGGCAAUAAUGCCUAAGCUUUUUGUCUGAUAUAAACAUCAUAGCUCCCCUUCACUACUUUUGUCUUGACUUGAAAGUGGUGUGUUUAAAUUUUCACAUAUACUUUACUUGAAUUAUUGCUGUUACAUUUUUUCAUUUCUUGCCUCUUAUUAUAAGUCCAUCUGAUGAUUGAACAACAGCAUUUGCCUUUUGGUUUGUGGGUUUUUUUAUUUUUUGGAUAAAAGAGACGACUUCUGCCAAUUUUCCUUAGAAUGGUUAACUUAACUUAGAAGUGUUUGAGUGGAGUAUGCUGAGUUUCACUUCUGCGAUGGCUUUAGUUUUCUCUUAGGCUUUAUUUAUGUGAGAUGGGCUCACUAGUGUGAGAAGAAAGGAAGAGGUCCCAAAUAGUAACCACUGACCAAGACUCAUUUAUGAGGCAUGCUAGUGGUAGUAGAAGACAGCACUUUUAGAUCCUUUGUGAGCAAGUUGUAUUGGUUCAUUGCUUGCCAGAGAUGAACACAGAAAGUUUUGUUUGAUUUUAUAAGAGAUAUCCUUCUGAGUUUCUGUGAAGGGAAACAUUUCGUGUAAUGCAGUUGAAGUGAACACUGGAAAGAUUUACUAUAAAAUUAUAUUCUUGUAUACUUUGUAAAUUAGUCUCUCAUUAGGUUUUUUUUUUCCUUAAGUAUAAGACUGAACUUAAAUUUGUUAAUUUUAAUAGAAUCAGGCACUGCUCACAGAAGGAACACAAAUUGUGGAAAUUAACCUAAGUUGUUCUUGUUUUAAUAUAUAUAUUUUUCCAUUUCUGUCAUGCUUGGAAAACUAGUAAAUGUUUGUCUAAGAUAAAAUGGAAUGGUCCCUGGAUUUACUUCUUUUAAGAAGCGUUAGUAUGCAAUAAAGUUGUUAGCAUGAACAA